GCAUCGCCCGGCGGGAUGGGCGGCGAGGCGGGGGCCGCGGCGGCCGUGGGCUCCGAGGGCCGCGUCAAGAGCCUGGGUCUGGUGUUCGAGGACGAGCGCAAGGGCUGCUACUCGAGCGGCGAGACGGUGGCGGGCCACGUGCUGCUGGAGGCGGCCGAGCCGGUGGCCGUGCGCUCGCUGCGCCUGGAGGCCCACGGCCGAGCCACUGCCGCGUGGGGCCCGAGCCCGGGCGCCGCGGCCCCGGCCGCCGCCUCGGAGGUGGAGUACCUGAACGUGCGCCUGAGCCUGCGCGAGCCCCCGGCCGGUGAAGGCAUCCUCUUACUACAGCCUGGAAAACAUGAAUUUCCAUUUAGCUUUCAACUUCCAUCUGAACCUUUAGUAACCUCAUUCACCGGGAAAUAUGGAAGUAUUCAGUACUGUGUGAGAGCCAUUUUGGAACGACCCAAGGUACCUGAUCAGAGCGUGAAGCGGGAGCUCCAGGUCAUCAGUCACAUUGAUGUCAACACACCAGCAUUAUUAACCCCUGUAUUGAAAACUCAAGAGAAAAUGGUUGGCUGUUGGUUUUUCACGUCUGGUCCUGUCUCACUGAGUGCCAAAAUUGAAAGAAAAGGAUACUGUAAUGGAGAAGCCAUUCCAAUCUAUGCAGAGAUAGAGAAUUGUUCCUCUCGGUUGAUUGUUCCCAAAGCUGCUAUUUUCCAAACCCAGACGUAUUUGGCGAGUGGGAGAACAAAGAGUGUCCGGCACAUGGUUGCCAAUGUGCGAGGGAACCACAUCGCUUCUGGAGGCACUGACACGUGGAAUGGGAAGACUCUAAAAAUUCCACCUGUUACCCCAUCCAUCCUGGAUUGCUGCAUUAUCAGAGUAGACUACUCCUUAGCUGUGUAUAUUCACAUUCCUGGUGCUAAAAAAUUGAUGCUCGAGCUGCCCUUGGUGAUUGGCACAAUUCCAUUUAACGGUUUUGGCAGCAGAAACUCCAGCAUUGCCAGCCAGUUCAGUAUGGAUAUGAGCUGGCUGACACUGACUCUGCCAGAGCAGCCUGAAGCACCACCAAAUUACGCAGAUGUCGUGUCAGAGGAGGAAUUCUGUCGACAUGUGCCUCCUUACCCUCAACCCCCCGAAGGUGAGGGGGAAGCAUGUUGCCCAGUGUUUGCCUGCAUACAGGAAUUUAGGUUCCAGCCUCCGCCUCUUUAUUCAGAGAUUGAUCCACAUCCUACUGAUGUAGAAGAGACCCAGCCUGUGUCCUUCAUUCUCUGAACAAAUUUCAGAAAUCACUGUGUUCAUCAUCAAACUAGAAUAUGGGUUCUUUCCCCCCCAACCCCUGCCUUUUUGGAAAAGAGAGAAGAUUAGUGUAAGAACAUAAAUGAACAUCAAGAUCGAAGAUGAUAGAAAUUAAAGAAUAUGUGAACUUUCCAGUGGGCCAAGAAGAUCAUUGCACAGUUUAUGAUAAGGUCACAUGUCCUUUUUAAAUAAUGCAGUGAAGAAGACAUGAAAAGUCAGAUGAAGAGAAUGCCCCGGAAGUCCUGAUGGCGAUGGAGUAAGUGAAGGAUGCCUGCACCUGACCUUAGGGACCAGAGUCUGUGUGGAGAGUGAAAACACUACACGAGUGUCACUUUAAAAAGGUUUCUCCAGGUGGAACAGAAGUUACCCUAAGCUUUAAGGAAAUACGGACUCCUUGGGAGCCUUGAUUUUGAAGAAGUUAGCAACACAGAUGCGUGUACAACUAGGAGAAAGGCCCACUCUAAAUAUGAAGUGUGACCCUGACCCCUGAGCAUCUUCAUGGUUUCUUACCAUGUCCCGUAGGACUAAAGUCCUUGAAAGAACCUUUUUAUGAGGUCCUGAUGAAGUAUACAGUUUCACUUUAUAAAUUGGCUGUACAGUAUUAUGAAACCAAGAAAGAGUUCCUUGCAAGGCAUGUCAGUUCAGAGGGGAGCGAUAAAUUUCAGUGUGAGAACACGUUUUGUUGAAGGCUGUACUUCUUACCCUUUAAAUACUUUGGAUAUGUGUUUGAUUUUCCCCAUGUUUUAUUUUCCAAGGAUCAUAGUAGAAAAAGAAAGGGAAGGAAAAAAAAAAAAAAGAUUGCAUCCUCAGGCUGCCUUGGUAACUACACAGAAAAAAAUACCCCCCCCCCCAAAAAAAAACCCACAAAACAACAAAAGCCUUUCUUAACCUACCUCUAAUGGGGUUAUCAGAAUCCUUUUACAACUCUGGGCCUGAUAAGCCUUAUGUGGGGUUUCUGCUAAUCGGCAGUAGCGCUCUCCUCCAACCCCUUGGUGAACCAAGGGAAAAACCUAUAAGGUUAGCAUUAGAUGAAAGCCAGUAUAUGUCUACCAAAGGGUAUUUCCAAACAAAUGCAAAAUCAAAAGAGGGUACAAAUAACUAUGUGUUUUAAAAAGGACAAACUGAAUUCCUGCCAAGAGACUGAAGGCUACCAGUGGCAGUCACUGUGCUCUGCAUUGUUACUCCAAUUCCAAGCCUUUAGUAAUUCUUUUUAAACUGUGAUUUUUUUUUUUUUUGCUUUAUUGUUUUGGUGCAAUAUUUUAUUAUCGUUUAAUCUCAGGAUAUUCCGACCAACAAGAUUGUGUUGCUGCUAGAAGUCUGAGCAGUGUUUUUACUGUCCCCUCUCUCCCUUCUGUUCACGGUCCCAUGUUCACUUGGUUUUCUUUUCAUCUGUUGGUUCCCUGACUGCUGGCACUAAGUGGAAGGGAGGUAAGGAUUCCCAUGAUAGAAAUUUUGGACCUGCCGAGUACUUUGGUUUUCUCCAUGUCCUGCAGCUUCUACCAAGAAACCCUGGUGCUUCCCAUGAAGAAUGCCAUACUUCAUUCACCAGAGCAAGUCAUUUUUUUUUUUUUAAUCAGUAUAUUCAGUCACAAAUACAAAAAUUCUUCUAAGCUUAGGUUUUGUAUUUAGAAGUUAGCUGGCCAUCUGAUCAGGGAUUUUUUUCUACAUGCAUUAGGUAAUUGUAUACUACUCCCCUUUCCAGACAUACCUCUCUUUGUAAUCACGCAAGCAUCUUAAGCAAUUUUUUCAUUGUAAGCCACUAUUUAAAAUCACAGUGCAAAUCUGUUACACCAGUAAUUGUGGUACUGAAAUAGUCACAAAACUUUAUUCCUUGCUUUGGUUCUUAGUGCCUUUUUUAAAUUUUGCUUCUUGUGUGUGUGUAUUUUUAUACAUGUUAUGUGUUUUUAAGUGCUAUCUAAACAGUUUUGUUUUUACUCUAAAAAAAAACAUCUUUGGCUGUUUCUUGACUUCUGAGUUGUAGUUUACAUGCCUUGUCAAGACAUUGUCCAUCUCCAUGAUACCAAAAUAAAGUGAAAGAAACAAAGUAAAAUGGUGUGAAGGAAGAAAGUUUAGUUAUUUGGCCCCCUGUGGAAAGCCAAGUAGUUCGCUUCCAACUGCUCAGUGGAAGCCUUCCUAGGAUUGUUUUAUCACCUGUAAUGGAGACAUCAUGAACUGUGCUCACAAAAUUCUAAAGCAAAGCUGAUUUUGUAGCACUUAAAAGAGUAGCUAAAAGGUAUGAUUUGCCUUAUCGAAUUGGUAUCAGUAUAUCUAACCUUAAGCAGUAGGUUGAAACUGCAUACCUUUUUGUAAUCAAGAAAUUAUUCUAUGAAUGUAGAAAAUUCUACAUUGCAACAGAAUUCUUGGGAAUGAAGAUAAAAAUUUAGCUGCUAUUUGCUUGUUAUUCAGUUGUUUAGUUUGCAAAGAAACUGUGGCCUUAGAAUUUUCUUUUUGAUGCAAAAAUUUUGAAAUUGAAAAUGUGCAUCUUUUGGCACACAAAAUCUUUCCAUGGGUGGAACUUUAAUUUUUAUGUUUUUGUUUUGCACAAUAAGAAACUCAAUAGGCAGGGGUUUUGUUUUUGAUAAGUUAACUAUGAAAGCUUUUUUAUUUUUAUUAUUAAAAAUGUAACAGUUUAACCCACAGGAAAAAAAAUAAAGAUUGUAUUUUGUACUCUGGUUUGAACCCCAUGGGUUCCUUUUGUUAAUAAAAUGAUGACACUAAUGCUGUGA
Molecule: messenger RNA, 4004 nt
Organism: Canis lupus familiaris (dog)
Lineage: Eukaryota; Metazoa; Chordata; Mammalia; Carnivora; Canidae
Gene: ARRDC4
Product: arrestin domain containing 4
Exons: 8
Coding region: 16-1254 (412 amino acids)
Biological process (GO): protein transport
Cellular component (GO): plasma membrane; cytoplasm
Molecular function (GO): ubiquitin-like ligase-substrate adaptor activity
Source: RefSeq, a predicted model, not a curated record